This is a messenger RNA of Plenodomus lingam JN3, 1149 nucleotides long. The record is from RefSeq and is a predicted model, not a curated record. NCBI's taxonomy places the organism in Eukaryota, Fungi, Ascomycota, Dothideomycetes, Pleosporales, Leptosphaeriaceae.
AUGGCGGACGCUCAGAAAGAACUGCCUUUCAAGGCGGUGCAGAUCGAUGCCCUUCUCACACACUUUGGGCAUACUUCGCAAGUACAAGAGGCUGACUAUGGAGUUCAGGUCGCGAUCAAGAUUGCCACUGCCAGUGGUAAAUCCUUCCCUUCUCUCGCGACUGGUAGUGUGGUUGGCAUGGAGAAGAAUGGCGUCCUCGAGAUCACCAACUGCUUCCCCUUCCCAGAGCUGUCUGUUGCACAGGCCGAUGGACAGAACGACUCCGCGGCUAGUCUCGCCGCUGCCGCUCCUCGUGCCAAGCAGAACAUUGCAUACGGCAACGAGAUGAUCAAGUUCCUGCGCGAAGUCAACGUCGAUGCCAACAACGUGGGGUGGUACACCAGCACCAGCAUGGGCAACUUCGUCAACCUGAACACCAUUGAGAACCAGUACUUCUACCAGACCCAGCCAAAUGAGCGGACCGUGGCUGUCGUCUACGAUGUGAGCAGAAGCUCUCAAGGGAGCUUGAACCUGCGCGCAUACAGACUUUCGCCUUCCUUUGUGACCGCGUACAAGGAGGGCAAGUUCACAACCGAAAGUCUUCAAAAGAGCGGACUCCGUUACCACGACAUCCUGGUCGAACUCCCUGUUACCAUUCGCAACUCCCAUCUCCUCACAUCACUUCUUCACCAGCUGCCAUCCGUUGCGCCCAAGGAGGAGCUCAAAUUCCCACCCAACCUAGCUGCUCUGCAACAAGACCCGAACACCCCACAACCUCCUCUAUUUCCCAACUACGACUCGUUAGACCUCUCCAUCGACCCUUUCCUCGAGAAGACAUGUGAUCUCCUCCUCGAGAGCAUCGAGAAUCACCACACCGAGAUCAACAACUACCAGUACUACCAGCGCUCGCUCGCACGUGAGCAAACCAAGAUCACCGCCUGGCAACAGAAGCGCAAGGCCGAGAACGCCGCACGCACGGCAUCCAAGCAGGCCCUUCUCCCAGAAGACGAGUGGCAAAGACUGUUCAAGCUGCCCCAGGAGCCCAGCAGGUUGGAGACGCUCCUAAACUCGAGACAGGUCGAGCAGUACUCGAGGCAGGUGGAUGGAUUCACCGCUGGAGUCACCGCCAAGAUGUUUGCGGUCAAGAGCAACUUGCUUCCUGGCGAGUAG